AUGUCGAGCAAACAUAAACAAACGACCUGCUUCCCCUCGCCAAGAGGGGAUCUGAAAUGCCGAGACAUGGACGAGGAUAACGGCAUGUUCAGAGUCCCACACACAAUCGGCAGUGUCCUCUGCUGCAAAUGUGGCAUUCCCGUGCAGCCCGACGCAGCCAAUAUGUGCGCCAAAUGCCUAAGUUCCGAAUUUGACAUCACAGAGGGGCUUCAGAAGCAAGUCAUCAUAAUCCACUGCCCUGACUGCGAAAGCUAUCUUCAGCCUCCCCGAACAUGGAUCAAAGCCGAGCUCGAAUCUACAGAUCUCCUCACAUUCUGCCUCAACCGGCUCAAGAAUCUCCGCAACAUCGUCAAAUUGUUUAACUCGGAGUUUAUCUGGACCGAGCCCCAUUCCAAGAGGAUUAAGGUCAAGCUAACUGUCCAAAAGGAAGUCCUGAACGUCUUCCUUCAGCAGGACCAGCUGUGCGAGUCUUGUUCAAGGGUUGAGGCUAACCCGGACCAGUGGGUGGCUGUAGUCCAGCUGCGGCAGAAUAUUUCCCACCGGCGAACCUUUUUCUAUCUCGAACAGCUUAUACUGAAACACGAUGCGGCUAAAAAUGCCAUCAAGAUAAAGCAAAUGGAUCACGGGAUUGAUUUUUUCUUUAACAAAAGGAGUCACAGUUUGAAGUUUGUCGAGUUUGUGGUCGAGAUCAGCCCCAUUUGCCUCCCGCCAAAAGUUGCGGUCGGUUUGGGAAAUUUCGGGCCACUCGUGAUAUGCGUCAAGGUUAGCAACAGCAUAUCUUUGCUGGACCCUUUUACCCUCAGGCAGAGCUUCUUGGAUGCAGAGCUUCUUGGAUGCAGAGCAGUACUGGAGGCUUUGCUCUCGAGCAGGCAGCUCGUCGAAUAUAUAGUCUUGGAUGUGGAGCCUGUGUCUAGUGAGGUUUAUAUUAGUGGCUUGAACUUGAAGUACGUUUUGGCCGAUGCCCAGGUGGCACGCGUGUCGGAUUUCGGCAAAAACGAUACGAUUUUCAACAUGAGGACUCAUGUGGGACAUCUCUUGAAUCCGGGCGAUUAUGCUCUCGGUUAUGAUAUAUAUGGAGCGAAUAGUAAUGAUAUUGAGUUGAAUAAGUACAAGGGUCUUGUUCUUCCGGAUGUUAGCUAUGAGGAAAAACGGCAGAGGAAGAAGGGGAAGCCUCGUUCGUGGAAGCUUAAAUCUCUGAAUAUGGAAGUUGAUAAUAGUGGUAAGGGUGUUAAGGAUAAUAAUGCGGAGAAGUUAGAUAUGGAGUAUGAGCAGUUUUUGAGGGAUUUGGAGGAGAAUCCUGAUUUGAGGUUUAACCUGUCACUGUACCGGAAUAAGGAAUAUCAGCCAUCGGAAAUGGCAUCAAUGACGGAUGGUGAGGAUUUGCCGAGUGUGCCGUUAGACGAGCUGCUUGCGGACCUCGACUUGAGUGAUGAGGAUGUUGUUGUUGAUGACGAUGGUGAUGCAUGA
Molecule: messenger RNA, 1467 nt
Organism: Striga asiatica
Lineage: Eukaryota; Viridiplantae; Streptophyta; Magnoliopsida; Lamiales; Orobanchaceae
Source: the annotation of a GenBank genome assembly